CACACAAACAUACACACACAUACAUUAAUAUAUAUAGUUAAAAAAAAAUUAUAUACAAAAAGAAAAGAAGUGCAAGAAAAAUAAGCGCCCACUGCGGCCAAUGGAAAUGCCAAAGAAAAUGCAGCAGCAACAAAUUCGACAACAAACGCAAAUUCUACAGCAACAACAACAACAACAAGCACAGCCACAGCAGCAACAACUGCAGUUCCCCAAUACAUAGGUCCACCGAUUUUCCGUCUUUGUCGCGCGCGUUCACACACACAAACACAGUCACACACUGGGACACAUGCAUGUGCAUAAAUGGCAAUAUGGACGAAGAGCAGCAGCAGCAUUUGCCUUGUAUUGGUAUACCAGCACAGUGACACGCGCGUGCCAAAUAUUGCCGAUUUUAUCACACGAACAACAACAACAACAACAACUGCAACAACAGCAACACCAGCGGGACCAGCUAUUAACUAAAGGAGCCAUUACAACAACAAAGACCAUAGCAACAACAACAAGAACAACGAACAUUGCUGGAAGGCGUCGCAAAAUAUCAAAAUGUCAAUUCAGAAGCUAAACGACACCACCAACUCGGGCUACGUGAGUUCCGAGGAGACGGACUCGCUGCUGGUGAGCAGCUCGAAUCCCUCCAAGGGGGGCGGCCGGACGGCUCUGCUGCGCCAGGUGAAGAGUAGCUCCACGAAUGGCCCGACGACGGGGGCAUCCACCUCGUCGUCGGGCUCGGUGACGGGAUCGGGAACAGGAACUGGUUCUGGUUCCGGUGGAGGAUCAGGAUCUGUAUCGGCAUCGGGCUCGAAUUCGACAGCCGGCGGAGGAACUGGGGCUUCCAAGCCAACAUUAAUGCGCCAGGAUCGCACUUCCACAUACCUAACGAGUCCCCAGCAAUCGCAGCAUGUGCGAAUGGGCUCCGAGGAGAGUAUGAGAGGUGGAGGAGGAGGAGGCGGAGGAGGAGCCACCGCCCACGACGAGGAUGUGGAGCAGGGACUGCAGGUCCGCAGCAGCAUAGUGCCUGACAUUGAAGUACACGAAGAGGACCAAGAAAGGGGAUCGACAACGACCACGACCACGAUCACGACCAAUAACCAACAACCGACCAUAUCAAUUAUGAAUUUAAGCCUGAAGCCCGGCGAGAGCCAUAGCCAUAGCCACAGCUCCAGCCCGGGCAGUCAUCCCAACUUGGGCACCUCAUCAUAUCAGAACCUGGCCUCGAGCAUACCGCCCAGUGUGCCCAGUCGCUGCCGGGCCUGUCGCAAUUGCAGCCGACGUGCUUCCACCACGCCCACCACCCUCAUCGAUCGCUCCGCCUCCCGCGAUAGUGUGAAAAGUGCCUUCCAGCAGGGCAAUCUCAGUGGCUCGAUGGCCAUUUGUAUAUCGAACUCCGCGCUGCCGCAACAGCAGCAGCAGCAGCAAUAUCACCUGCAACAGCAGCAACACUAUCAAUUGCAGCAGCAACACCUGCAGCAUCAGCAACAUCUGCAGCAGCAGCAGCAGCAACAGGUGCCGCCCGUUUUGAUCACCUCAUCGCCAACGAACGGAUCCCGGAUUAUACGGCAGAGCUCACAGCCGGAAUCGAGCAGCACGGCGAUCUGCUGCGGACCCCAUUCCGCCUGCGUCGGCCACGCCCACUCGCACUCGCACACGGUGCCCAAUGUCUCGCUGAAGCAACUGCGCGAAAGUUCCGGCGAUGGAAUCGCGGGCAUUGCAGCCGACUCCCUGCGGAUCAAUGGGGGCAUGCGGCCCUUCAAGCAGGGCGUUCUUCUAAUGCCUCGCACAUUGUCUGAUAGCCGAAAGUUGCGCCUUCGCAGAGCCUUCACCGAGGCCACUAACGAAACGCUCCAAUGCUCCAAAAUGCUCCGCAAACCGGCGUCGACACUCUCAAUUCCUGGCUCGAUGAAAACACCUUCCAUUGCGAACCGGGAACAGAUCUCAUCUGGAUGCAACGAAGAAGCGGCCGAGGCACUAGUGGGUAUCCACUCAGACUACCCUAGGUAUGAAAUGUAUAUGGAAGAACGUGCUCUUACUGGCGGCAAUACGUCCAGGAAGCCAUCAACAAACUCGGCCAAACACAAACCCAAUGUGGGCUAUCGCCUGGGCAAGAGGAAAGCCCUCUUCGAGAAGCGCAAACGGAUCAGCGAUUACGCCCUGGUCAUGGGCAUGUUCGGGAUCAUCGUGAUGGUAAUCGAAAACGAGCUGAGCAGUGCCGGUGUCUACACAAAGGCAUCGUUCUACUCGACAGCGUUAAAAACCUUAAUAUCUGUUUCGACUGUGAUUCUUUUAGGACUUAUAGUAGCUUACCAUGCUUUGGAAGUGCAGGUGAGAUUAUUCAUGAUAGAUAACUGCGCCGACGAUUGGAGGAUCGCAAUGACAUGGCAACGAAUUAGUCAAAUAGGGUUAGAACUUUUUAUAUGCGCUAUACAUCCAAUUCCUGGCGAAUACUAUUUCCAGUGGACGACGAAAUUGGCCAAUAAGAAUAAAACAAUUGGCACCGAAAUGGUGCCAUAUGACGUAGCUUUAUCAUUACCUAUGUUCCUUCGAUUAUAUUUAAUCUGCCGCGUAAUGCUGCUGCAUUCAAAGCUAUUCACAGACGCAUCAUCACGGAGCAUUGGCGCUCUCAAUAGGAUUAAUUUUAACACAAGAUUCGUUUUAAAAACUCUAAUGACAAUAUGCCCGGGAACGGUUCUAUUGGUCUUCAUGGUCUCGCUGUGGAUCAUCGCAUCCUGGACGCUGCGUCAGUGCGAAAGGUUCCACGAUGAGGAGCACGCGAAUUUGCUAAACUCCAUGUGGCUAACGGCCAUCACAUUUCUGUGUGUCGGCUACGGCGACAUUGUGCCAAACACGUACUGUGGACGCGGUAUCACCCUCACCUGCGGCAUGGUGGGCGCCGGCUGUACGGCUCUACUAGUGGCCGUAGUUUCCCGGAAACUGGAGCUGACCCGUGCCGAGAAGCAUGUGCACAACUUCAUGAUGGACACGCAGUUGACCAAACGGCUGAAAAAUGCUGCGGCGAAUGUUCUGCGUGAAACUUGGCUCAUUUACAAACAUACAAGACUAGUAAAACGGGUUAAUCCCGGCCGUGUAAGAACCCACCAAAGAAAGUUCCUUCUAGCUAUAUAUGCGUUGCGAAAAGUUAAAAUGGAUCAGCGCAAACUAAUGGAUAAUGCAAACACAAUAACUGACAUGGCCAAGACACAAAACACGGUCUACGAGAUAAUAUCGGACAUGUCUAGCCGUCAGGAUGCCAUCGAGGAGCGCCUAACCAACCUGGAGGACAAAAUGCAGAGCAUACAAGAGCACAUGGAAAGCCUUCCAGACCUAUUGUCUCGAUGUCUGACCCAGCACCAGGAGCGGAUCGAGCAGCGGCGGAACUUUUUACAUCCUGACACAGCUGCAGUGGCCCCCAUUCAGGCGCCAACGCCCCAAUCGAUGUUCAAUGCGGCGCCCAUGCUGUUCCCCCAUUCUAGAAGUGUUCCCUCAUCCAAUAACGCCGCUGCUACUUACCAUUGGCCAACAAGCCCUAUUUUGCCACCUAUAUCUAGUAGAACACCACAUUUAGUGCCUGAUACUCACAUGCCAUCAAAUGGAUCUGCAGUUAAUAGCUACGCAUCUUCCAACAAAUACGGCAGCUGAAUAUCAGAAAGAGAGCGCUCCAACUCCGUGAUUAACAUCGAGAUGCUAACAAUAAGGCCGGAUCGAUGCUGGCCAACAUCCUCAUCAACAUCAACAUCAAACGCACCCCAGAAAUCAGCAUUACCAUCAA
Messenger RNA from Drosophila takahashii, 3760 nucleotides. The record is from RefSeq and is a predicted model, not a curated record. NCBI's taxonomy places the organism in Eukaryota, Metazoa, Arthropoda, Insecta, Diptera, Drosophilidae.